This is a messenger RNA of Morus notabilis, 1800 nucleotides long. Its product is annotated as LL-diaminopimelate aminotransferase, chloroplastic. Bases 164 to 1555 code for a protein of 463 amino acids. The record is from RefSeq and is a predicted model, not a curated record. NCBI's taxonomy places the organism in Eukaryota, Viridiplantae, Streptophyta, Magnoliopsida, Rosales, Moraceae. The transcript has 10 exons. Gene Ontology annotation, cellular component: chloroplast. Gene Ontology annotation, molecular function: pyridoxal phosphate binding; L,L-diaminopimelate:2-oxoglutarate transaminase activity.
UCAUGUCUUUGUCUCCUGUGUCUCUCUCUCUCUACAAUAACAAUUCCGUCUUUGAAGAAUCAAUCAGAUCAGUAGUAGUUUAGUUAACACAAAGGCGCCGCCACUUGCUGCUGCUACGCAACCUCCUCCUUUUUCGCCGUUGCCAUCGCCAUCGCCGUCGAAAAUGUCUGUGUCGCAGAGCUUCGCCACUUCCUUAUCUUCCUCUUCAUCAGCUUUCUUCGUCUCCUCCAAUUUCAUCUCCAGUGGGUACGGAGUUCAGAAUGUUCCGUUUCCUGCGAAAUCCAUCGGCGUCGUUAAAUGCGUUGCCGCGCCUCAGGAACAGGAGACUGUUUUCAAGACCAAAGUCCCUCGGAAUUCAAAUAUGGCGAAACUUCAAGCCGGUUAUCUUUUCCCCGAGAUUGCUAGAAGAAGGAAUGCUCAUUUGCUGAAAUACCCUGAUGCAAAAGUGAUAAGUCUUGGAAUUGGUGAUACCACCGAGCCCAUUCCAGAAGUUAUUACAUCUGCAAUGGCACAGAAAUCACUCGGAUUGUCCACCCGAGAAGGUUAUAGCGGUUAUGGAGCUGAACAAGGUGAAAAGCCAUUGAGAGCUGCAAUUGCGUCGACAUUCUAUGGAAACUUUGGCAUAGAGGAAGAUGAUAUAUUUAUCUCCGAUGGUGCAAAAUGUGAUAUAUCACGCCUUCAGGUUGUUUUUGGCUCUAAUGUAACAAUGGCAGUGCAAGACCCUUCCUAUCCGGCCUAUGUAGACUCAAGUGUUAUUAUGGGCCAGACUGGACAGUUUCAGAAGGAUGUUGAGAAAUAUGCAACCAUUGAGUAUAUGAGAUGUACUGCCGAGAAUGGUUUUUUCCCUGAUUUAUCUACUGUUGGACGAACAGAUAUCAUAUUCUUUUGUUCACCAAACAAUCCUACUGGAUCUGCUGCAACGAGGGAACAACUGACCCAACUAGUACAGUUUGCCAAGAAAAAUGGGUCAAUCAUAGUAUAUGAUUCUGCAUAUGCCUUAUAUAUGUCAGAUGACAACCCUCGCUCCAUCUUUGAAAUUCCUGGUGCUAAAGAGGUCGCAAUUGAGACGUCAUCAUAUAGUAAGUAUGCGGGUUUCACUGGAGUACGUUUGGGUUGGACUGUUGUUCCAAAGCAGCUACUUUUCUCUGAUGGAUUUCCUGUUGCCAAGGACUUUAACCGCAUUGUUUGUACUUGCUUUAAUGGUGCAUCUAACAUUGCCCAAGCUGGCGCUUUGGCUUGCCUUUCACCAGAAGGUCUCAAGGCUAUGUACGAGGUGAUUGGUUUCUACAAAGAAAACACUGAUAUAAUAGUGGACACAUUUAAUUCACUUGGGUUUAAGGUGUAUGGAGGGAAGAAUGCACCAUACGUGUGGGUCCACUUCCCCGGCCAAAGCUCGUGGGACGUUUUCAGUGAAAUUCUUGAGAGAACUCAUGUCGUUACCACACCUGGGAGCGGUUUUGGACCUGGUGGUGAAGGCUUUAUCAGGGUCAGUGCAUUUGGUCAUAGGGAGAAUAUAUUAGAGGCCUGCAGAAGAUUCAAGCAACUGUACAAGUGAUCCACUUUAUCUGAUUGGCUCCCUCAAUAAGCAGCACUUCAUUUGCCUUUUCUUUUCUUGUGAACUCGAGCUAGUACUGUACUAUGGAUUCUGUAGUAUCCGGAUUGCAUCUUGUCAAGUCUUAUGAGCUAUUCUUGUUUUGGAAACAUCCAAUUUUUCAUUUUAUUCUAGGCAGUUUCGGGAGCACUUGUAACCGUACUAAAUUUUUAAUCUUAUCAGAUAUUAUGUUCAGAUGGCGGUAGAAA